GGAUAAAAUAUAUAAAUAGUUUAAAGUUAACAUAAAUUUUCACGCGGCUCGGACUGCAGGGAUGUGUUUGUGAUGUCUAUGAUGCAACGGAAUGAUAAGUUGUAUCGUGCAUGUUGUGUUUGAACCAUAGAAGUGGUAUUGUAAUUAUAUAAUUGGCAUUGUCCAGUGUAAGGUACAGCUAACGAACACAGUGCAUCUUUCCUUCCCGUAUGGCUGCAUAUGUUAACCGUACAAUAUCGAUGAUGGCUGGCGACGGGCCUCAUAACGUCGCUAUGAACAAUGGGACUGUUCGUGUCAAUAUGUCAAAUGUGGAUUCGCCUCUACAGAUAUUUGUAAGAGCCAAAAAGAAGAUUAAUGAUAUAUUUGUUGAAAUUGAUGAUUAUGUCAAGGAUGCAGUUACAUUUAUGCAUGCUGUGUCUGGGGAGAAUGGUAUUGCGACAGCACAAGAUGUUGCGAAUGUUGAAGCGUAUGUCAGUAAAGUACAAGCCAUACGGGAGGUUCUUAAACGAGAUCACAUGAAAGUGGCAUUCUUUGGAAGGACGAGCAAUGGUAAGAGCACAGUCAUCAAUGCUAUGCUUCACGACAAGAUCUUGCCGAGUGGCAUAGGUCACACCACCAACUGCUUCCUGCAGGUGGAGGGAUCCGAUACAGACGAGGCCUUCAUGAGGACAGAAGGUUCCGAGGAGAAGCUCAAUGUACAGUCGGUGAGCCAGCUGGGCCACGCGCUGUGCGCGUCGCGGCUGCAGGAGUGCUCGCUGGUGCACGUGCACUGGCCGCGCGAGCUGUGCGCGCUGCUGCGCGACGACGUGGUGCUGGUGGACAGCCCCGGCGUCGACGUCACGCCCAACCUGGACCAGUGGAUCGACAAGCACUGCCUCGACGCCGACGUGUUCGUGCUCGUCGCCAACGCCGAGUCCACGCUCAUGGUCACCGAGAAGAAUUUCUUUCACAAAGUUUCGACGAAGAUAUCGCAACCGAAUAUAUUCAUAUUGAAUAAUCGAUGGGACGCUUCCGCUUCGGAACCCGAGUAUUUAGACCAAGUGCGCAGCCAGCACGCCAACCGCUGCGUGGACUUCCUGUCCCGCGAGCUGCGCGUGUGCUCCCCCAAGGAGGCGGAGGAGCGCAUCUUCUUCAUCUCGGCCAAGGAGGCGCUGCUCACGCGCAUGCGCGAACGGGAGAAGCCAGUCUCCUCGCCGCUGCUGGCGGACGGGCACCAGGUGCGCUACUUCGAGUUCGUGGACUUCGAGCGCAAGUUCGAGGAGUGCAUCAGCCAGUCCGCCGUGCGCACCAAGUUCGCGCAGCACUCGCGCCGCGGGAAGAACAUCGCCGGCGACGUCAUGGCGGCGCUCGAGCUCGUGUACAACAGCUCGAGCGAGCAGAAGGCCGCGAAGGUGGAGAAGCAACGCGUUCUCCAGGAGCAGCUGUCGGCCGUGGAGGAGCAGCUCACCGCCAUCACGCGCCAGAUGAAGGACAAGAUCGGUCGCAUGGUGGAGAGCGUGGAGCACAAGGUGUCGCUGACGCUGAGCCAGGAGAUCCGGCGGCUGUCGGCGCUGGUGGACGAGUACGAGGCGCCGUUCCGCAGCGAGCGCGGCGCGCUGGAGCAGUACAAGCGCGCGCUGCACCGCCACGUGGAGGCCGGCCUCGGCUCGCGCCUCAAGAAGCGCCUGUCCGCCGACAUCGGCCACGAGAUGGACGAGGCGCAGAAGGAGAUGGCCGAACGCAUGUACAACAUACUGCCCAUGCACAAGCGAGCGGCGGCAGCCAGCUACAUCGUGCCCCACCAGCAACCCUUCGAAGUGCUCUACCGCCUCAACUGCGACAACCUCUGCGCCGAUUUCCAAGAGGAUCUGACGUUCCGCUUUUCUUACGGGAUCACGGCUCUGAUCCAGCGCUUCCAGGGACGGAACACGAAUAAAAUCGCCUUAAAGAAUCCUCCAACGGUAACACAGAUCCCUCCGUCGAUGCCCCCCGCGGCGCAGGAGGCCCCGCGCCCCGCCCCCGGCGUGGGCCCGCUCAGUGCGGAGGAGUGGAGCAUGGUCUCCAAGUUCGCCCUCGGCGCGCUCACCUCGCAGGGCACCAUGGGCGGCCUGCUGCUCUCCGGACUGUUGCUGAAGACGGUGGGCUGGCGGGUGGUGGCGGUGACGGGGCUGGUGUACGGCGCGCUGUACGCGUACGAGCGGCUGACGUGGACCACGCGCGCGCAGGAGCGCGUGUUCAAGCGGCAGUACGUGGCGCACGCCGGCCGCAAGCUGCGCCUCAUCGUCGACCUCACCUCCGCCAACUGCAGCCACCAGGUGCAGCAAGAGCUCUCCACGAUGUUCGCUCGGCUCUGUCGUUUGGUGGACGAGGCGACCACCGAGAUGGACAGCGAGCUGACCGAAGUCAAGGAGGCUAUUAAAAUGUUAGACGGAGCGUCCACCUCCGCCAAGAAACUGAGGAACAAGGCGAACUACCUCUGCCACGAACUGGAGCUAUUCGAUGACGCUUUCCUCAAACAUUAGGAGAUUGUAAGUGUUUAAGACACCCUGAACGGGCCGGCAGUCGCGGGAUGCAUUUCAUACGAGAGCACUGGUGCAGCGCAGCUGAUUAAAUAUUAUCGUAGUUGUUAUGUUGUGUAGUCUCGAUGGUAGUGUGAUUAAUGUGUUAAGAGUAACAUCUUUUGAGGACAUUAGUCUCAAUGUAACCUUAACGUAAUCUUACUUCAUAUACCGUGUGUUAUGUAGACAAUAAUAUUCUGAUGUCUUUCUUUAUGACCAAGGUAUAUUUUAGCCUAUUUAGAAUAUAAAAGUUUUUAAUUAUUCAUUGUUGGUGAUUUUUUUUAGAAAAUAAUUCAGACAUUUUAUAAAUUUAAUAUGUUACUUUUUAUAUCGAGAAGUGAUCACCACACUGGACAUUUUAUCAAGGUAAUUGAAUUAGUUCUCUUGAGAUAAUUAUUAAACUGUGCCUCCAUAAUAAUAGUUGAAGGGAUUGACAUAUAAUAUUUAUUUAACGACAUUAGUUCAAAACAUUGGACCAAUUUUAAUUUUCUUCAAACAUUAGAAAAAACAAACUGUAAGUAAGCUAAACUAAAUAAAUUCGAAUAUUUUGUGAUAUAUAAAUAUUUUUCGUAAGACAUUAGAUAUUAAAAUGAUGUUACCAUUUGUUGGUGAAGACGCUACCGUCGGGACUUUUGAGGGUAUUGUGUGCAUGAUCUAUUUAUUUACUGUUGAUUAUUGUUGUUGUAGAUGUCUUAAAUAUGUAAGGUUAUAUGUAUGUCUUUAUAUAACUCUGAGGAGUAAGCUUUCUAUUAUAAACGCACAAAAUACCAUUUUCUUUAGCCAUUUGACUAUAAAAAGGUGUACUUGGUAUAAAGCAGUAACUGUUUUUAUAUACAAAUCUUUUUAAAUAAAAAAAUUGUAUAUUUAAGAAUUAUGUGUUUGUGAUAAUUCAAAUAACUUAAAAAGGCAAACUAAAAAUAAAUGACAACAGUUGUAUAAAGACUUACAAUACAACCUCGCUGUUUUAUAUUUGUUAGCCUGUUGUAUUUCAAUGUGUAUAAAUAUUUUUAAUCUCCUGCCAGCACCAUUGUAAUGACAUGACAAUUAUGGGGUCUUCGGUCCACUGAGCUUCACUAUUAUAACCGUAUUAGCCAUCAAACAAACAAAAGAAAUUAUAGAACUUGGACAAUGUCAUUCGCGUAGCUAUUCCAGCGCGAUGAGGAGUGAGGCUCUGUUGUUUUAAUCCACAAGAGAUUUGAUACGUUGACCUUAAUGUGACCUUGGGUAGGUCAAUCUUGUACAUUAACUCAUGUAUAGUUGAUUAAAUCCGUGUAAAUUCGUUUUGUUAUUAUUUUGUAUUUCGUCUUGUAACAUUUUUUUAUCACAAUGAAUUCGCGCGUGAGGAGACACUAAUUCUCUGCUGGGUCGUGACAUUUUUUAAGGACUAUGUAACGCCAGAUAUUUUAAUUGAUGGAAUAGGAACUAUGAUGAAACGCAAAUUUUAUUUUUCUGAUAAAAUGUCACUUGUGAUUGAAAACAAAAAACUGUUAAUAUAAUAAUUAAAGUUAUUGCAGUGUCACAUCCAGCUUUGCAUUAGUCUUCGCAAUUUUGUUACUAUAAAACUAGUAAAUUUUUAAUUUUGAUUAUAUAUAUCUUUUUAUGCCCGCUUGGUGCUAUACGCUAAAAUAUAAAGCUAAUUGAGCAGCCGAUAUGUUACAAUCUUAGGUCGUUAUUAAAUUUGAGUAAAUUAAGAACAUUUGUAAAUUAAGUUUAAUACAGAAAGUAUUAUUACAUGUAAAUCACGAAAGAAAUUAUGUAUAAUAUACUGAAAAGAAAUGUUACCAAAUUGCUAGUAAUGAGGUGAUUUUGAGAUAUUGUCCUUGAGAGACAAGUAAUAGAUAAUGCUGGGAAACUCCUAAAACUAUACUAGAAUCAAUACAAUUGGAAAAUAUAAUAAGUAAUAUCAUAAAUGAAGUAACAACGCUCCAGCUCUCUAAGCUUCACCGACUAGACUACGAAGGGUGAGACGUUAGAGUGAGCUGCAAGUAUGUUCUGUUACAAAACAACGAAUGUUGAAGAUCAGUUAAAAUUAUAUAACAAUGAAUCAAUAAAAUUUUCAAUUAUUCUGUUUGAUGCCUAUUCAUUUGCUUUUCAAUUUAGAAACGCUUUCUAGUAUGA
This is a messenger RNA of Vanessa atalanta (red admiral), 4655 nucleotides long. It is a transcript of the gene Marf, whose product is annotated as transmembrane GTPase Marf. The record is from RefSeq and is a predicted model, not a curated record. The coding region runs from base 210 to 2501 and encodes 763 amino acids. Gene Ontology annotation, cellular component: mitochondrial outer membrane. Gene Ontology annotation, molecular function: GTPase activity; GTP binding. NCBI's taxonomy places the organism in Eukaryota, Metazoa, Arthropoda, Insecta, Lepidoptera, Nymphalidae. The transcript is spliced from 15 exons. Gene Ontology annotation, biological process: mitochondrion localization; mitochondrial fusion.